AUGAAAAAACUAAUUAUAUUCACCGUUUUUAUAGUGAUUGUGUAUGGUUAAUAAGAUUUAGCAGAAGCAUUCACAUAACUAUCCUCAAGUGAUCCUGAUAGAACAAAACUUAAUUGGCCCAAUUUAUCUCAAGCCAUUUCAGAUUUAUUGUGCGAUGUUCAACAUGUAAGAUAAAUAGAGAGUGACACAAAUCAAUAGAAAUCAGCAUUACUUUAAAAAGUAAUAGUUAUAUAUAUAAGCAUAGUUAAUUAUUUUGCAUGAUAGAACUAUGAGCUAAAUAAAAGUAGAUUUAGCAAAACAUAAAACAAAACUUAAUGAUUAAUUAACUCCUUAUAAAAAUGAAUUAGAUGAGGCUUUAAGAUACAGAGCAGGAAUUUUAGAUCAACAAAAAUAGGAUUUGAAAAUAAAUGAUGCAGAUUUCACAAAGAUGAAAGAAUCAGCAAAAUAAGAAAUGGAUGAUGUUAGCAUAGCUUUAUAAUCAGUGGAUUCAGUAUAUAUAUAUUUAAUAUAAUUUAGAUGAGAAAAACUGUGAAAGAAUUAUUAUAAGGAGGAUCUGGAGGAAACUCAUUUGUAGAGAUUAAAACUUCUUUAUAAGAGUUCCAUACAAAAAUUACUUCAUUAGCUAAAUCAGAUUCUCCUCUUUUAACAUUAGCAGGUUCACUUUAGGAACUCUUACAACUUGAUUUUAAAGACAGAAAAGUUUUAAAAGACCUUGAAUAAUUAUUAGAUUAAUUUUGGAUGAAUACUAUUGAUUAUAGAAUAGAAUUGAUAAGUCAAGCAAAUAGAAAUCAAUAACUUUAUGAAGAUAGAAGAUAAGCUAUAUUAUAAGAUAAAGACACAACAAUUGAAUUAUACAAUUCAAAAAUUGAAGAAUAUAAUACUGUCUUUGAUGAGAUAUAAAAUAUCUAAACUUACAUUGAAAAUAGAUAGAAAGACUUAGAUGAUAGUGCAAAUUCUUAAGAUUUCUUUAAGAAUAUUUGGGGUUUGAAUGAGGGAAUUACAAAUUCAGUUGAUAAAUCUUUAAUUAGCAAAGCUUCAGCUAUUUAAGAUGCAUUGAAACAAAUAGGAAAUGGAGUUAGUUUUUAAGAGAAAUGA
Messenger RNA from Paramecium primaurelia, 1095 nucleotides. NCBI's taxonomy places the organism in Eukaryota, Ciliophora, Oligohymenophorea, Peniculida, Parameciidae. The record is from the annotation of a GenBank genome assembly.